AUGGAAGUAUUGGAGCAAAUCGGUGAGCUAAAGCAAGUGACCCCAAACGAUGGCCAGGUAAUGGUCGAUGAGAUUGUCAAUGGGAUCUUUGAUCGCCGAAAGGGCAUGGCCAACAUCUCAAGUUCGCGAUGCUCGAUCGGUGAGGAAUUCAGAGAUUCGGAGGAAAUGGAUAAACGCCUCAAACAUUGGCAGGACACUUUGCGUGGUCGUGCCCGAAUGCAGGCUAAAAUAUCACGUAAGACCGGUCGCCGGCCCGAGGAGAUGCUCUUCAAUAUGCCCAUCACCGUGGAACAGCGCGACAAGGGCACCAUCCAGCGUCUGAUGGACUAUGCUACUCGUCUGAAUCCCAUUACUCUGAAUGAGAAACAAUACGGCGUGCUGCCCGGACACUAUAAUGAGGAGCAGUGCGUCUGUAUUCCGGAGGUGCGGGAGACGGUGCCCAAGGCGGAGCUGGCGAUUGAGGCUAAUGUGGAAAUAAGUGGACUAACCAAUGCUACGAAAAGGGAAAUACUUGGCUCCAAGCACGAUAUGAAUUCGCGUAAGAUCAAGGAUCGCAGCAAAUGGCUAAACUCUGAGGUGCUGGAAGAGAGCAUCGAACAAAAGGCUCAGGAUAUUAAGCGUGUGUUGGAAUACUUUCCGGACUUAGACAACCUAGAAGUAGUUGGCAAUAAUCCUCUGGCAGAAAUCAAAUGGGAUCACGACUCGGAUAUAGAUCUAGUGCGCAAACAGUCACUCUUUUCCAUAAGCAGCAUAACCGACUACUCUAGCCUGAAUGACCAGAAAGUAGAGGAAAACGAGGAAAUACCAUCUUCACUGUUGAUUUUCGAGUCGGCACCCAUUAACAUUGGCCUAAAGAUCAACGAGCGGACAUUUAUAAUGAAUGAUCGACCCUCGUACAAUAUGGAAGUGACGGUAUAUUUUGAAUGCACACCCUUCGAACGCCAACUGAAGCAAGUGAUGCGCCUUGAGAACAUUGGUCGUCGAGUCCUCGUUUGCGAAUGGCAGGCAUUGGAUGUACACAAGCGUACGUCUAAGGUGUUUAACUCAUGUACCGCCUGCUUCUUUUUUAAUCACAGCAGAGUAAAGAUUCUGCCAGGCGAAGUGCACGUCGUCAAUGUCCUCUUCAAUCCACACAUGGUAUUUUCACGCAAACAGCGCUGGGAGCUGAAAAUCUUUCCGAACAUCUUUUGCAGCCGUCGCAAUUCGGUCAUCUUGCAGAUGUACGGUAAGUGCGUGCCGCCGCCGGAGUACCUGCAGAAAAUCAACAGGCAGCUGCGGAAGGUCAUCGACAAGGCCAAUGAUGAGGCACUCAAAAGUAUGGUUACCCACCAAGCGGAGCUGGUGCCACUGAUAACGCCAGAUGAGCGCGUCUGUCCCUAUGAGCGGGCUUUUGAUGACCGCGAGGUGUUCAAUUCCCUGAAUGUGGGCUACCAUUGUGAACGCUUUGAUGAUCUUGAGGCGCUGCGCGUUUUACACAACGUCUUGAAGCUACCACGUGAGCCGCCCUGGGAUUUGCGCUUGGAGACCAUCAAGGAGCUCAUAAUGCGCAUGCCCGAGGUGAAGAAGCGUGAGGUUUAUUUUCAGAUCUUUCUCGGCAUGCAGGAGCCGCUCUUCUGCAGCACCGAUGCGGCCCUAACGCACUUCGAGCACAAUAGCGAGCGGGAAAGGUCGCGCUUAAUAUACGUUCGCGGAUGCAUUGGCAAUGGCAUCGAGGAGUGGGAGGACCUGAUGCUUUCCCUAGAGCAAAGCUGCUUCAAAUCGGAGCUGGCCCUCUUCUAUGCACAGCUCGCCAGGGAGUCGAAAUCAGAGGAGCAUGGCUCCUCCGAUGAGGAAGAGACCAAGCCCUGGCGUCUUCAGCUAAAAUAUCUGCAGCCUGAGGUGUAUGUGCUAAAAACAAUGCGUGGCAAAAAGUACUUUAGGGACUCGCUCUAUAUUCACACUUACACUCAGCUCUGCGACAUAGCCGAGAAUGUGGUAUCCGUUAUCGAGAGCACCGAGUAUAUUUAG
Messenger RNA from Drosophila novamexicana, 2007 nucleotides. RefSeq lists its product as uncharacterized. NCBI's taxonomy places the organism in Eukaryota, Metazoa, Arthropoda, Insecta, Diptera, Drosophilidae. The coding region runs from base 1 to 2007 and encodes 668 amino acids. The transcript has a single exon. The record is from RefSeq and is a predicted model, not a curated record.